This is a messenger RNA of Camellia sinensis, 3691 nucleotides long. Its product is annotated as P-loop containing nucleoside triphosphate hydrolases superfamily protein. The record is from RefSeq and is a predicted model, not a curated record. Gene Ontology annotation, cellular component: mitochondrial outer membrane. Gene Ontology annotation, molecular function: ATP binding; ATP hydrolysis activity. NCBI's taxonomy places the organism in Eukaryota, Viridiplantae, Streptophyta, Magnoliopsida, Ericales, Theaceae.
ACUUCUCGACUCUUCUCGCAGCCCCUACCGAGCUUUUUGGUGCAUCACUGAAGAACUACCCACCCGGAUCUUCUCUCUCUCUCUCAAACACACUUCCUAAACGGUCGUCACGCACAUUCUCUCGCUCCACCCUUCAAGGAUGUCCUGAAAACUCUCUCUCUCUCUCUCUCUCUCUCUCUCCAUGCCCAAGCUUGUUUGAUGUUUUUUUUUUUUUUGUGUAACGAACUGUCUCUAUUGCCCAUGAAGCAAUCUAGGGUUUGACAGCACGAAUCGAGGAAAGGUAUCUAUUAUUGGGGUAAGAGGCUGCAAUGUAUGCAAGGAGAUUAAUGUGUAAAAAUAAAAAAUGGGAUCUCUUGUUUCAACAAUCCAAAUUUUUUAUUAGUUCAAACUAUCGAGAUCAUGCUUGUUCUCGAUCUUCAAGCUCUGCAACAAUAACAGGGAACUGCACUUCCCGAGGUAGUUUAAUUAGAGGACAUCUGUCAGAUUCUUUCUCAUCAAGGGGUGUUGGCCCUGGUAAUGGACAUACAAGGUUACAUGGGAGGCCUAAUGCAAAUUGGAGGAGUAGUCAGUUGCGGGUUUUUAGCUCGGAAGGUGAUGGAAACAAGGCAAGUAAUGAUAAACAUGUCCCUGAGAAAGAUGAGGCUAAAUUUGAUGAGGGGAAGGUUCAAAGGGAAGAUUUUAAGAAAGGUGCGAGGCAUUUUGAUGCACAUGCUCGACUUGGGGAGCAAGAGCAAAAGGAAUGGCUCAAUAAUGAGAAAUUGUCUAUUGAGAGUAAAAAGAAGGAAUCACCAUUCUUAACUAAACGGGAAAAAUUUAAAAAUGAAUUCUUGCGGAGGGUUGUUCCGUGGGAGAAAAUUACAGUUUCAUGGGAAACAUUUCCUUACUACAUUCAUGAACACACAAAAAAGCUUCUUGUCGAAUGUGCUUCUUCCCAUUUGAAGCAUAAGAAAUUUACUUCAUCUUAUGGUUCUCGUUUAACUUCUUCAAGUGGGAGAAUACUGCUUCAGAGUGUUCCAGGUACUGAGCUUUAUCGAGAAAGACUAGUUAGAGCACUUGCACGAGACCUACAAGUGCCCUUACUGGUGCUUGACAGUACUGUUCUAGCUCCUUAUGAUUUUGGUGAAGAUUGCUCAUCCGAAAGUGAAUCAGAUGAUGAAAAUGCAGAAUCAGGGGAAGAGUGCAGUUCAGAGUCAGAGGUCGAAGAUGAGAAUGAUGGAAGUAAUGAAGAAGAGUGGACAAGCAGUGGUGAGACAAGAUCAGAUUGUACUGAUGAUGAUGAAGUGCAGGUAUCUGCUGAAGCCCUAAAGAAGCUUGUUCCCUACAACCUCGAAGAUUUUGAGAAGAGUGUUUCUGGAGAAUCUGAAAGUUCCUCUGAAUCUUCGAAGGUGGAGAGUGUUGAGCCUUCAGAUAAACCCAAACGACCGCUAAAGAAAGGGGAUCGGGUGAAAUAUAUUGGUCCUACUCUCAACGCUGAAGCGGGUAACAAGAUCAUAUUGGGGAAGAUAACAACUUCUGAUGGUCCAACUAAUGCUUAUACCGUUAUCCGUGGCAGGUCUUUACCAAAUGGUAAACGUGGGGAGGUCUAUGAGGUGAUGGGGGAUCGUGUUGCUUUGCUUUUGGACAUUAGUGAGAACAGUACAGACGAAGGAGAGAAGGAUGAGAAACCGACAGGGGAAGCUGCAGAACCAUUAUUGUAUUUUGUUCAGGUAAAAAAUCUGGAGCAUGAUCUUGAUAUUCAAGCGGAAGACUGCUAUGUUGCGAUGGAGGCGCUGUGUGAGGUCCUGCAUUCUACACAACCUAUUAUUGUCUAUUUUCCAGACUCUUCUCUGUGGCUGUCAAGGGCUGUUUCCAAGUCAAAUCGAAAAGAGUUUGUCCAUAAGGUGCAAGAAAUGCUUGAUCAGUUAUCAGGACCUCUUGUUUUGAUUUGUGGGCAAAACAAAGUUGAAACAGGGUCAAAGGAGAAAGAGAAAUUUACGAUGAUACUACCAAAUCUGGGCCGCCUUGCAAAGUUGCCUCUACCUUUGAAGCGACUUACAGAGGGACUAGUUCAACAAAGAGAUCGGAAGAUAACGAAAUAUUAUAAGCUAUUCUCUAGUCUAUAUCCCCCAAAGGAGGAUGAUGUGCUUAGAACAUUCAAUAAGCAGGUUGAAGAAGACAGGAGAAUUGUCAUAUCACGGAGCAAUAUAAAUGAACUACAUAAGGUCCUUGAGGAGCACGAGCUAUCUUGCUUGGACCUGUUGCAUGUGAAUACUGAUGGUGUGAUACUGACAAAGCGGAAAGCUGAGAAAGUUGUUGGCUGGGCCAAAAAUCAUUAUUUAUCAUCAUGCCUCCUUCCAUCAAUAAAAGCAGAAAGAUUGUGUGUGCCUCGUGGAAGCCUUGAAAUUGCAAUUUUGAGGUUAAGGGAGCAAGAAACAAUAUCCAAGAAGCCAUCGCAGAAUCUAAAGAAUCUCGCGAAGGAUGAGUAUGAGAGCAACUUUGUUUCAGCGGUGGUUCCUCCUGGUGAAAUUGGUGUCAAGUUUGAUGAUAUUGGUGCCCUUGAAGAAGUGAAGAGGGCACUAAAUGAACUUGUCAUUCUCCCAAUGAGGAGACCAGAGCUUUUCUUGCAUGGGAAUUUGUUGCGGCCUUGCAAGGGGAUAUUACUUUUUGGGCCUCCUGGAACGGGGAAAACCCUUCUUGCUAAGGCACUUGCAACAGAAGCUGGAGCAAAUUUUAUCAGCAUAACUGGCUCAACUCUAACAUCAAAGUGGUUUGGAGAUGCUGAAAAGCUUACAAAAGCCCUCUUCUCCUUUGCUAGCAAGCUGUCUCCUGUAAUUGUUUUUGUCGAUGAGGUUGACAGUUUGCUUGGUGCUCGCGGUGGUUCUUUUGAGCACGAGGCAACUAGAAGAAUGCGAAAUGAGUUUAUGGCAGCUUGGGAUGGAUUGAGGUCAAAAGACAGCCAGAGAAUCCUCAUCCUUGGUGCCACAAAUCGGCCGUUCGACCUUGAUGAUGCUGUCAUUCGUCGUUUACCUAGAAGGAUAUAUGUGGAUCUACCAGAUGCUGAAAAUCGUGUAAAGAUACUUAGAAUAUUUCUUGCUAAAGAAAACUUAGAACCUGAAUUUCAGUUUGAAAAGCUUGCAAAUGCAACUGAAGGAUAUUCAGGAAGUGAUUUGAAGAACCUUUGUAUUGCUGCGGCAUAUAGACCUGUCCAAGAACUUCUAGAGGAAGAAAAAAAGGUGGAUAAAAAUGAUAUGGUGCCAGUAUUAAGACCACUCAAUUUGGAUGAUUUCAUUGAGUCAAAAGCCAAGGUGGGGGCAUCAGUUGCAUAUGAUGCAACAAGCAUGAAUGAGCUGAGGAAAUGGAAUGACCAGUACGGAGAAGGUGGAAGUAGGAGAACGUCACCAUUCGGUUUUUGAAACAAACUCGAUGGAUUAUUACUUUUCAAAUUUUUAUUCUUUGGACAGCAUACAAUCCGGGAUGUGUAUUCCUUCCGAAAAGGAAUUUCUCUUCUCAUCCAAUUUUUGUAUUAGUGAGAGAUUAGGUGUUCUCUUAUAAUGUCAAGUAAUGUUGUUGGUCCUAGGAGAUGUAAAAUAAUGGGUAAUAUGCCAAUGUAAGUGGCAAGUUAAUUUAUUUUAUAGUGAGCUAUUUUCGUGCUCUUGAUCAUUAAACCUCAUUUACAGAGAUUUCUUGAAAGAACCAUUGUCUUGUUUGUUUA